This is a messenger RNA of Pantherophis guttatus, 10195 nucleotides long. The record is from RefSeq and is a predicted model, not a curated record. NCBI's taxonomy places the organism in Eukaryota, Metazoa, Chordata, Lepidosauria, Squamata, Colubridae.
CCUUUUACUUCCUGGCUCUGGCAGCAAGGAGAAGAUCUGAUCGCCUGCUGAGUCCUCUGGGGGAGGAAAGCAGGCAGGCAGCGUGACUCCAUCACUCAGAGCACAACCAUCCAUCUAUCCAUCCAUCCAUCUGAGUCUGGGCUUGUUCUGACUCCUGAUCACCGGCUGCUUGGAUGAGUAUCCUUCGUGGCUGUGGGAGAAAGAUAAAGGUGGCUUGUUUCUAAUCUUCCUGAAGAGGAUUUCCAUAGUAACCUGAUGAAGUCGUGCAGUUUAGCUGAGGAUUUUUCUUAAUACUUCUAGGAUGAUAUCUGAUAGGUUCACCAACAAAAUUGUAACUUUCAAAAAUGGAAUUUUGUAUAGGAAGAAACAGAUAAAUUGGAAUUAAAGGUGUGAAUAUUCACUUCCCUUUGGAGGUAUCUGCUUUUAAGGACGAUAUGUUGAUUCAGAAGAUCCAGAGAGAGAAUCGUGAAAUUUAUUUCAUCUACUCAGUCCAUGGACUUUUAACUUACUUCUUCAAGGCAGCAAAUUUCCACAAAGUUGUGUGAUGGAUAUAGCAGUGUAUCUCUGUGCCUGGAAACCUCACAUUGUGGAUUAGUCUGCUAUCAAUUCCAUUUCGGGGACAGGAUUGGAUGUGAUGGAUUUAUCUUCAGAUAUGAGUAGGCAUGGAAGAAAUCCAUUCAGUCACAAACUGGAAGAUCAGAAGAAGAUUUACACUGACUGGGCUAAUCAUUAUCUAGCAAAAUCUGGCCACAAACGGCUGAUCAAAGAUUUGCAACAGGACAUUGCAGAUGGAGUUCUACUAGCAGAAAUCAUUCAGAUUAUUGCAAAUGAAAAAGUUGAAGAUAUCAAUGGUUGUCCUCGAAGCCAAUCUCAAAUGAUUGAGAAUGUUGAUGUCUGCCUUAGCUUUCUGGCAGCCAGAGGAGUAAAUGUCCAAGGUCUUUCUGCUGAAGAAAUAAGAAAUGGAAAUUUGAAAGCCAUUUUAGGACUGUUUUUCAGUUUGUCUCGUUAUAAACAGCAGCAGCACCAACAACAGCAGUACUAUCAGUCCUUGGUAGAGCUACAGCAACACAUCUCUCAUUCUCCGAAUCCUCCUGAGAGUGGCCAGUCCAAAACUCAGCAAGAUAUGCAGUCCAGUCUGACAGCCAGAUAUACAACUCAGUCUAAUCACAGUGGAAUUGCAACCAGUCAAAAAAAGCUUUCUAGGCUUCCUGGGCCUUCAAGGGUGCCAGCUGCAGGCAGCAGUACCAAAGUCCAGGGAGCUUCCAAUUUAAAUCGAAGAAGUCAGAGCUUUAAUAGCAUUGACAAAAACAAACCUCUGCAAUAUGCAAAUGGAAAUGAAAAAGAAUCACCCAAAGGUCCUCACUCAUCUGCAGGUAUAAAUGGAAAUGUACAGCAUCCCACCACCACUGGGCAGCAGCUGGUCUCUGCCAUCCCCUCUCCAAGUGCCAGCAAGCCUUGGCGCAGCAAAUCAAUGAAUGUGAAACACAGUGCCACCUCUACCAUGCUGUCUGUGAAGCAGCAGAGCCCUGCAACCUCACCUACACCACCUGCAGACAGGCUUAAACCACCUCUUUCUGAAGCUCCCAAAACACCUUCCUCUGGGCAGAAAUCUAUGUUAGAGAAAUUCAAACUGGUUAAUGCUCGGACUGUUUUACGGCCCCCUCUAUCAUCAUCAAAUUCAGGCCCCGCAGACAGUGGCAAAGAUGAUGAAACUUUUUUAGAGUAUAGUGAAGUGGAUGGCUUCAGUGGUGGGCUCAGUACUGCUGGAUCUACCACCAACAGCUCCAAAAUAUCCCCUAAAUUAACUCCUCCGAAAGCUGGAAGCAAAAAUAUCAGCAAUAAAAAGUCUUUGCUACAGCCAAAGGAUAAAGAAGAAAAGAGCAAAGAUAAAAAUAAAGUUUGCACUGAAAAGAUGGUAAAAGAGGAAAAGGAACAGAUGCCCGAGACACCCGCCAAAAAGACCUCAAAAAUUGCAAGCCUGAUUCCCAAGGGGAGCAAAGCAACUUCAGCUAAGAAAGAAAGUUUAAUUCCUUCAUCUAGUGGUAUACCAAAACCUGGUUCAAAAGUACCUACAUCGAAGCAGAAUAGUUCACUAGUAUCUUCAGGAAGUAAAGAUACAGAAAAAGUGAGAAAUACAAAAGGAAACCACCCCACAUCUAUGGCAAAAUCCCAAGGGAAUGAGAAAAACUAUGUUCCUUCCAGUCUCUCAGCUUCUGAAGGAAAGGAGGCCAGUACUGGUCUUAGUAGUACAUCAUUUUCUUCUCCUUCAAUGGCUUCAGUCAGUGGGCAAGUCCCGGCAAGUGGUGUUGUCCAACUUCCUCAGCAGCAACAAUACAGCCAUCCAAAUACAGCCACUGUAGCACCAUUUAUUUAUAGAACUCAUUCGGAAAAUGAUAGUUCUUCUAUCCCAUCUUCGGACUCUUGUAUCAGUCCUACAAAAUUGGAUUUGGCAUACAGUAAAACUGCCAAGCAAUGUCUAGAGGAAAUAUCUGGAGAAGAUCCUGAAACAAGAAGAAUGAGAACUGUAAAGAAUAUAGCUGAUCUGAGACAGAACUUGGAAGAAACUAUGUCCAGUCUUAGAGGAACUCAAAUAAGCCACAGCACACUGGAAACAACAUUUGACAGUACUGUGACAACUGAAGUGAAUGGACGAAGCAUGCCUGGCUUAACAAGCCGAUCUUCUCCAGUGACCUGGAGGCUUGGACAAGCUAGUCCUCGACUCCAGGCAGGUGAUGCUCCUUCCCUGGGUGGAGGGUACCCUCGCAGUGGUGCUAGUCGCUUCAUCCAUACUGACCCUUCUCGAUUCAUGUACACCACACCUCUUCGUCGUGCAGCCAUCUCUCGUCUUGGAAACAUCCCCCAAAUUGACAUGGGUGAAAAAGGAAAUAGUGACCUGGACAUUUCCUCUGAUGUUGAUGUUGGAGGGUACAUGAGUGAUGGGGACAUUCUUGGGAAGAGCCUUCGAGCUGAUGACAUCAACAGUGGUUACAUGACCGAUGGAGGGCUCAAUCUAUACACAAGAAGCUUGAAUCGAAUUCCUGACAUAGCUGCCUCUCGAGAUGUCAUUCAAAGAGGAAUUCAUGAUGUGACAGUGGAUGCAGACAGUUGGGAUGAUAGCAGUUCCGUUAGCAGUGGCCUCAGUGAUACUUUGGAUAAUAUCAGCACAGAUGACCUCAAUACUACAUCAUCGGUCAGUUCUUAUUCUAACAGUACUGCUUCUUCAAGAAAGAAUAUACCUACCCAUCUGAAGACAGAUUCUGAAAAACGUUCAGUAACUGAUGGAGAACCGUGGGGAAGCAGUGAAGAACUGAAGAAGCCAGAGGAAGAUCUUGAGAGCAAUCUUGACAACAGUGGCAAGUGGAGAAGCCAUCCUCCUGGGUUGCUUGAGGAGGCUGAGAAAGGAGGGCAAAAAACUCCUCUUCCCAUUUCUCAGACAGGCUCUUGGAGAAGAGGCAUGACUGCACAAGUGGGAGCAACAUCAUCUAGGCACAAAGCUGGAGGAAGUACUAUCAAGACACCUGGAAAAACAGAUGAUGCCAAAGCUUCUGAAAAAGUAAAAACUCCCCUGAAAGGAGCUUCUAUCCAGCGUUCCCCUUCAGAUGCAGGAAAAAGCAGUGGAGAUGAAGGGAAAAAACCUCCUUCUGGAAUGGGCCGAUCAACAGCCACAGGUUCCUUUGGUUUCAAGAAAACUGGGGUCAGCUCUUCAACUAUAAUCACUGCAAGUGGAGCAACCAUAACAAGUGGCUCAGCAACUUUGGGGAAGAUGCCUAAAUCUGCAGCCAUUGGUGGAAAAUCAAAUGCAGGGAGAAAGACCAGUCUAGAUGGUUCUCAGAAUCAAGAAGAUGGUGUCUUACAUAUGAGUUCAAAGACCACUUUGCAGUAUCGAAGUUUACCACGUCCUUCAAAAUCAAGCACAAGUGGGAUUCCUGGCCGAGGUGGACACAGAUCUAGCACCAGCAGCAUCGACUCUAAUGUCAGCAGCAAGUCUGCCGGUGCUGCUGCCACUAACAAACUGAGGGAACCUACAAAGAUUGGCUCAGGACGAUCUAGUCCUGUAACAAUCAACCAGACGGACAAAGAAAAGGAAAAAGUGGCAAUAUCUGAUUCUGAGAGUGUAUCCUUGUCUGGUUCUCCCAAAUCAAGUCCAACUUCAGCUAGUGCCUGUGGAACAUCAAGUCUCAGACAGCCAGGUUCAAAAUACCCAGAUAUUGCCUCACCUACAUUUAGAAGGUUGUUUGGUGCCAAAGCCAGUGGCAAAGCUGCCACUGCACCAAAUACAGAAGGCGUGAAAUCUACAUCUGCCAUGCCCAGCCCUAGUACCACAUUAGCUCGGCAAGGCAGUCUGGAAUCUCCAUCUUCAGGUACAGGUAGCAUGGGCAGUGCAGGUGGGCAGAGUGGAAGCAGUAGCCCCCUCUUCAAUAAGCCCUCGGACUUAAAUACAGAUGUUGUAGGCCUAAGUCACUCCUUGGCUUCAAGUCCAGCCUCAGCACAUUCUUUCACAUCAGGUGGUCUUGUGUGGGCUGCAAACCUGAGUAGUUCUUCUGCUGGUAGUAAGGAUACACCAAGUUACCAGUCAAUGACUAGCCUUCACACCAGCUCUGAAUCUAUUGAUCUUCCUCUUAGUCAUCAUGGCUCCCUCUCUGGAUUGACCACAAGCACUCAAGAGGUUCAGAGCCUGCUCAUGAGGACGGGCAGUGUCAGAUCUACUCUUUCAGAAAGCAUGCAGCUUGACAGAAAUACACUGCCCAAAAAGGGAUUAAGGUAUACUCCAUCUUCUCGCCAGGCUGGUCAAGAGGAAGGGAAAGAGUGGCUGCGUUCACAUUCUACUGGAGGGCUCCAAGACACUGGAAGUCAGUCUCCCCUGGUGUCGCCUACAGUUAUGUCUUCCUCUGCAACUGGCAAAUAUUUCUCUAAUUUAGUAAGUCCAACAAAUUUAUCCCAGUUCAAACUUCCUGGACCUAGUAUGAUGAGGUCAAACAGCAACCCUGCACAAGAUUCUUCAUUUGAUCUCUAUGAUGAUUCUCAGUUGUGUGGCAGUGCUACAUCCUUAGAGGACAGACCACGUGCAAUUAGUCAUUCUGGUUCAUUCAGAGAUAGCAUGGAAGAAGUACAUGGAUCCUCAUUAUCAUUAGUUUCCAGCACUUCUUCUCUCUACUCCACAGCUGAAGAAAAGGCACAUUCAGAGCAAAUUCAUAAGUUACGACGGGAACUGGUUGCAUCUCAGGAAAAAGUGGCCACCCUAACAUCACAACUGUCAGCAAAUGCCCAUCUUGUAGCCGCAUUUGAAAAAAGCUUAGGGAAUAUGACAGGCCGGUUACAAAGCCUAACAAUGACAGCUGAACAAAAGGAAUCAGAACUCAUAGAACUACGGGAAACUAUUGAAAUGCUGAAAGCUCAGAACUCGGCUGCACAGGCUGCUAUUCAAGGAGCUCUGAAUGGCCCUGACCACAUUCAGAGAGAUUUGCGAAUAAGGCGACAACAUUCGUCUGAAAGUGUUGCCAGCAUCAAUAGUGGUACAAGCCAUUCAAGCAUGGGUAGCAGUAAUGAUGCUGAUUCCAAAAAAAAGAAAAAGAAAAAUUGGGUGAACUCUAGAGGAAGUGAGCUAAGGAGUUCAUUUAAACAAGCUUUUGGAAAGAAGAAGUCAUCAAAAGCUCCUUCCUCCCAUUCUGACAUAGAAGAAGUCACAGAUUCAUCUCUUCCAUCCUCACCUAAAUUACCUCAUGGCUCUGGAGACUGUGGAUCUACUUCAAUCAGGCCAUCCCAAUCAACUUCACUGAUCUGUGAAUGCACAGAAGCAGAGGCAGAAAUAAUUCUGCAGCUAAAAAAUGAGCUCAGGGAGAAAGAGCUCAAGCUUACAGAUAUUCGUCUUGAAGCCCUCAGCUCUGCCCAUCAUCUUGACCAAAUUCGGGAAGCCAUGAACCGCAUGCAGAAUGAAAUUGAGAUUUUGAAAGCUGAAAAUGAUCGUUUGAAGGCUGAGACUGGAAACACUAGCAAACCUAUCAGGCCAUGUUCAGAAUCCUCAAGCAGCACAUCUUCUUCCUCUUCGCGACAAUCUCUAGGUCUCUCUCUGAAUAAUUUGAACAUCACAGAUUCAGUUACAUCUGAUAUUUUACUGGAAGAUGUUGCAGAUGGAACUCUCCAUAAAGAAGGCCAGAACGUUAAGAUCAUUGUCACAAUAAACAAGGGCUACGGUCGAUCAAAGGACCAAAGAAUACAGGCAUAUUUGAUAGGUUCUAUCAGGGUCAGUGGUAAAACAAAAUGGGAUGUAUUAGACGGUGUAAUUAGACGACUUUUUAAGGAAUAUGUUUUCCGAGUAGAUCCAGCUACGAGCCUUGGUUUGAGCUCAGAUUGUAUAGCUAAUUAUUGCGUAGGUGAUAUAAUUAGAGCCCAUAACCAAGAAGUACCUGAAUUGCUACCUUGUGGAUAUCUGGUUGGAGAUAAUAACAUAAUCACAGUGAAUCUUAAAGGAGUAGAAGAAAAUAGUUUGGAUAGCUUUGUGUUUGAUACAUUAAUUCCUAAACCAAUUAGUCAACGCUACUUUAAUUUACUGAUGGAACAUCACAGGAUUAUCCUAUCAGGACCUAGUGGCACUGGAAAGACCUAUUUAGCCAACAAGCUUGCUGAAUAUCUGAUAACUAAAUCUGGCCGGAAAAAAAUGGAAGAUGCCAUUAUUACUUUUACUGUUGAUCACAAAUCAAGCAAGGAUGUUCAACAAUAUCUUGUUAAUUUGGCUGAACAGUGCAAUGCUGAUAAUAGUAGUCCUGACCUUCCUGUGGUAAUAAUUCUUGACAACCUGCACCAUGUUGGUUCUUUGAGUGACAUCUUCAAUGGUUUCCUUAACUGUAAAUAUAACAAAUGUCCCUAUAUUAUUGGAACAAUGAACCAGGGAGUUUCAUCAUCACCUAAUCUAGAACUGCAUCAAAACUUCAGAUGGGUGCUGUGUGCUAAUCACACAGAGCCUGUUAAAGGGCUGUUAUCCAGAUAUUUGAGAAGGAAACUGAUUGAAGCAGAGCUGGAGAAGAAUACCCGCAAUAAUGAUCUCAUCAAAAUUAUUGACUGGAUUCCCAAGAUAUGGCAUCAUCUCAACAGCUUCUUAGAAACCCACAGUUCUUCUGAUAUAACCAUUGGUCCUCGCCUUUUUCUACCUUGUCCUAUUGAUGUUGAGGGUUCUAGGGUGUGGUUUAUUGAUCUCUGGAAUUAUUCUUUGGUGCCAUAUAUAAUGGAAGCUGUGAGAGAAGGACUUCAGAUGUAUGGUAAACGUGCACCUUGGGAAGACCCCUCAAAGUGGAUAGCAGAGACUUGUCCAUGGAGUUCACUGCAACAUGAUUGGUCAUCAUUACUUCAGUUAAGACCUGAAGAUGUUGGUUAUGAAGGUUAUGCAUCUGCCAAAGAAGGAACCACUUCAAAGCACAUUCCACAGAUGGAAUCAGAAGGAGAUCCUUUGAUGAACAUGCUAUUGAGGCUGAAAGAAGCUGCCACUUACUCAAGUGCCCAGAGCUGUGACAGUGAUACUGCCAGCCACCAUGACGAUAUGCUGGACCCUUCACUUGAAUCAACGCUCUAAGCGGGGCAUGACUUUGGUUAGAAGAUGCUGAUAAACCUAUACCCGUGUUAAGGGCUGCUGAGGUGGUGUGUAUCUGUGCUGAAAUAGCAUGUGUGUGCUGUGUCAUAUAUGGAGGCACCUGAUUUAAGCAGUAAAGCAAAUCAGAAAUGAAAGUUGGAUUUGUUCAGUUUCAAGUGGAAAGAACCUUUAACAGGGAGGCUAUGAUGCAGAUUGCACACAUAGUAGUCAAACUGGAAUCACUUAGAGUCUUUUAUUUUCUAUCCCUGUCUUGAAAGUUUACAGUGGAAGCAUUUUAUGUGAUACUUCAAUAUACUUGGAGGUGCUGCAUUCAUAGUUCUCCUGCUCCUCCUCCUCCUCCUCUUCCUCCUCUAACCUCUGUGGUGCCUCACAGCACAUAUUCCAGAUUAUAUUCUGCUGUCCUUUCCAAAAUGAGGUGGAUGCAAAAUAAAAUAAUCAGAGGGCGUAUAGACUCAAUAAGCACAAAACAGUAUUGUGCAAUUACCUUAUACAAACAAUACUGUGAUAUGCUGGAUAAGUGCCAAUUUGAUACUAAACUGCCAUAUUUGCAGUGAUGUGGUUCACCAAGUUUUCUGUUUGUGUGUGUGUGUGUGUGUGUGUGUGUAUUGAAAAAAAAGUCACCCGUUUUUAUAUCCAAAUUGUUUUUAACCACAGUGGUAUUUUUUAAACACCUGCCCACCUCUUAAGGUUGUUGCUGUUGUUGUUAGGCAAUUCUGAUGCUGACUAAAGGUUUUGGUUAGGACUUUGUUUUGAGUCUUUUGGGAGGGGGAAAAAAGAGAUCAUUUCCUAUGGUGCUGUCUCACUGCCUUAAAACCGAUUUCUAGACAAUGUUACACUUGGUUUAAUUUGUUUAAACCAUUGGUUAUUUACACUGUUUCCUUUCUUCAUUUUACUAAUGAGAGAGCAUCAGUGAACACAGUAGCCUUGUGUUUAUAUAUCAGAUUUUUUUUAAUUAGGUGGCUAGAAGGAUGAAUUAUUAAUAUAGAUAUAGAUAUAUUAUUUUUAAUCUUCUGUGAAUCAAUGACCUACCAUCCUAAAACAUUCAAAUGACCCAGAAGCUACUCCUAGUUAACUAUGAAUGGAAAAAAAAAAAGUCCAACAUAGUUAUUUUUAUCCCAUUAGGAAAAGAACUUAAUUAAGACAGAAACAGAGAUGUGUGACAUUUUAUCCAGCAGAGCUGGGUGUGCACCUGAGUUAGCAUGAGCACAAAUCAUUCUUGGUUUUCGUCCCUUCUCUUCCUUCCCCCAUUUGGAGCAUGCUAUUUUAAUUGCAGUUGUUGUACAUGAAGAAAGUCAGCAUUACAAAAACACUGACACAGUGCUAUUCACUGUGCAAGACAGAAAUGUUUUUACUGUAAGAAGGGAAAGUGGGGGGUGAUUUUGCACAGUUUAUUGGGAGGGUAUUGUAAAUACUGAAAAAAAAAAGUGUUGCACAAAUAAAAGCAAACAUAACAGCGACAGCAGCAAAAAUACAAAAUUAUACUUUAUUCUAUUGAUGUGAAGAAAUGUUUCAUUUAUGAAGAAUACCCAUAUGUUGUAAACAAAGCAAGAGGGCAAUCAGUACUAUCUGUUUUUUUAAAAAAGACAGAUAAACCAGGUAUGUUUGUCCUGUAUUUAGAACUGCCAUCACAAGUCCUGAGCUAUCCUUGCUACAAUGAAUAUUUGCACUCUUUAAACCAAUCUAACUUUGCAGGAAAAAAAUAGACAUUAUCUAUCCUGGCGGGAUAUACCAAAAACCCAAUCAGAGUAAUUGGAGAUAUUGGUUAAAAUUAACAUAAAAUAUCUAAGGGCUAUAGCAUUCUAUAGGCACAUACUUCAACCCUUGUCUUGAAAGGGCUCAUGUGGAGCACAUCUACUCAUAACCAUAGGACAUACGCCAAUGAAAUACUUUCAGGAUACAUAUAGCCAGUGGAUAACUUCAGGACACGUAAGUGGUGCUACUAACUCUUGCAAGAAUAUAUUUUGCAAAACAAAUAUUAAAAAAUCAAUGCAAUUUUCCUUCUUGCAUCAGCCGCAGGUCUCCUGCAUGGUGCUAUUGCCCUAAUAAGAAAGUCUGCUUUUAUGCACAAAAAAUGUACUCAGAUUGAUUUCCAGCAGCAAAUAUUAGCUGACUGUCUCAUACUGUUAAGCAGCAUGCCACUCUGGAAAAUGACUAAAACAAAAGCUGCUCCUUAAGAUUGAUGUAGUCUAAAACAACAUCUAAGCCCAGGAAUUCCUGCCAUUUUCAAUACACAUGCACACAUCCUGUAUGUAUAUACUACAUAAUACAAUUUUCCCUGCAAUACAUUUCAGUGAAUCCACCUAGUUUACAACUUUAACAAAUUUGUUUGUGAAGCAUUUGUCUGUAUACAUUUUAUAUUUUGUACAUUUUUAAUGUAACAUAUUGUGUAAAUAGACAGAAACAGUGAGAUAAAUCAUCUGAAAAGUUUUGUAGUCUUUGUAAAGCCCUAAUAAUAAGUAUUUGGUGUCAUCAGACUUAACUGGAUGAUGUAUUUUAUAUUGAUUUAUUGUUCUUCUAGCUUGUAAACCAGCUUGCAUAUAUUUUUUGCAGGUGUGCACACUGUAUCUGUCUAAAUUAUUACUUUGCCAUUAAAGUGGAAUUAUUUAUUGACAA